Molecule: messenger RNA, 1982 nt
Organism: Salvia miltiorrhiza (redroot sage)
Lineage: Eukaryota; Viridiplantae; Streptophyta; Magnoliopsida; Lamiales; Lamiaceae
Exons: 7
Coding region: 247-1632 (461 amino acids)
Cellular component (GO): membrane
Molecular function (GO): lipase activity
Source: RefSeq, a predicted model, not a curated record
UUUUUCGGCCCCAAAAACAGAAAUCAAUUUCCAUUUCGAUUUUUCCCCUUCAUUCAUAUCCGAAUCUAUUAUUUUCACCUCUUCAAUUUCCUCUGCAUUUUUUUCAGGAGGAAUUUUUGUAAAGCUGUGUUUUUGUUUACUUACCCCUUGUUUUUACCUUCUGCAAUCGUUAGAAUAUCUGAAAAUUCUUUACCAGCUUUUGUGGGUUGCUAAUUUUGCGGCAAUAUCUCCCCAAUUUUCUGGUAUAUGAUUUGCUCGGCAUUUCCGAAACCUAGAAUUUCAAUUCCAAAUGAGCGUGUUUUCCGAUCAAAUAUUAGCGCAAUCUUAAUUCCGAGAUUAAAAUUCAACAAAGUUCCAUUAAUCACGAAAACGUGUUAUCUCAAACCGCCGAAGCUGAUAUCCGUUAAAACCGGAAUGAUGACGAAAGCAAGCGACGGAGCCACCGUAAUGCUGACCUCAGGCGCGAGCGGGAGAAUCAAUGCGCUGCUGUCUCUACGCGCGUUGAGGAGCGUAUUGCGGCUGAUCAGCGCGUUUUUCCUGAUCCUCCUCCUGCCGUUCCGCGGGAGGAAGCGGUGCGCAGCGGUGGGUGCCGCGCCCGAGUCUCCGGAGAAAGGCGGCGGGAAGGAGGAAAAGGCCCUGGCUACGACGGGUAAGGUGGUGACUGUGCCGGCGGCGAUGGUCCCGAUGAAGAGCGUGGCGGCGGUUGUUGACAAAGAUGUGGCGGCGCGGAGGGCGCUGGCGAUUAAGAGAGUGGAGGAGGAUAACGGAGGUGGAGAUAAUGAGGGUACGGCGAGGGCGUAUUCGUUGUUUAUUACGUCGAGAGGUGAUACUAUUUUUACUCAGUCAUGGACGCCCGUUGUGGUUCAAGUCAGGGGACUGGUCGUUCUCUUGCAUGGUCUCAAUGAACACAGUGGAAGAUAUGAUGCGUUCGCCAAGAAACUAAAUGCAAAUGGUUUCAAAGUUUACGGAAUGGACUGGAUUGGACAUGGUGGCAGCGAUGGAUUGCACGCCUAUGUUCAUUCUCUUGAUGAUGCAGUUAAUGAUAUGAAAUUGUUUCUCAGCAAGGUUUUAGCUGAAAAUCCAGGACUUCCGUGCUUCUGCUUUGGACAUUCCACUGGUGGGGCUAUAAUUUUGAAGGCAGCACUUGAUCCGAAAGUGAAACAGCGCGUAGCAGGCAUAAUAUUAACUUCGCCUGCCAUAGGAGUUCAGCCAUCCCAUCCAAUUUUUGCUGUGCUGGCUCCGGUGUUUUCCUUCUUGUUUCCUCGUUUUCAAUUCAGUGCGGCAAACAAGAGAGGCAUUGCAGUCUCAAGAGAUCCAGAUGCACUAGUGGCAAAGUAUUCAGAUCCACUAGUAUUCACUGGAGCCAUUAGAGUAAGAACGGGCUAUGAAAUUCUUAGGAUAACGGCAUACUUGCAGCAGAACUUAAGCAGGCUGACAGUGCCGUUUCUUGUUCUUCACGGCAGUGAUGAUUCAGUAACCGACCCUGGAGCAUCCCAGAAGCUGUACAAGGAGGCUUCAUCGAGUGACAAAAACAUUGUGCUCUAUGAAGGGCUCCUGCAUGAUCUACUUUUCGAGCGAGAGAAGGAAGAGAUCAUGGAGCACAUAAUAUCAUGGCUGAACAGCAGAGUGUGAUAGUAGAUAUGGAGCAGUGGGCAUUGAUGGAAACAGACAUUUCGGAGUCGAGUAGGCGAUGAAACACUUGUCUUGAUGAAUAACAGCUCUCCAUAUACAAAGCCUUGUUAAUUUUAUGUAGAAGAGCAAUCUUUGCUCCUAAUUGGGAAAUGUAAAACUGGAUUUAUCUUGUCUUGUCUUGUCUUGUAUUAGAAAGGAAAGGUGUAGAGUAAUCGAUGAUGCUUCAUUGGGCUCGCCGUUUCAAAUCAUAAAUGUUAGCCGAAAUCGCAGCCCUCAAUGCUCUGCUAUGUUCGAAUUUUAUUUAUUUUGGCAUUAACUUUGGAUUACUCCAUUAUUACUUGGAGUUCUAA